AUGUCCCAGGGUAUGAUGGAGAUGCCUGUCAACCAGUCAACAAUAGGAUUUCCAAGAAUACCUGCAGACUUCAGGGAAAUGGCCAAGACUCUGAUGAGCACAUGCUUCAAGAAAGGUCACCAGGUGCCUGUAAUGAACAAUUCACUGAACAGCUCAUAUGGACAGAUGAUAGAGAACCCUAUCUCUAUUUUUCCAGAGCUUCUCUCCUCACUCCCUCAGUUUGUCCCCUCUCACUCUAAUCUGCAGUUCAAUGAAAUGGUAGAAGACCAGGACUCAGUCUGGAACAUUGCUGAGAAGAUGCGGAACUGCACCAACAUGGGCCAUAUGAUUGAUCUCAUGAGGAAUAGUACGGGAGGUCCUAGUUGUUUCAUGCAGGCAUUCAUGGCUCCUCUUUCCUGGAUGACAAUCAUGCAGAAUGGAACAGAGCUCAAUAAAGAAGAUCUAACAAAGCUUUUAUGGACGGCUAAACCCUUCUUAGAAACAAUGCCUCCAUCUAGCUUUGUGCUGCCUGCAUUUUCACAAAGAUCUCAUCUGGCUGAAAUGAUGAAGGUGUUUGGUGAGGUGUUCAGCGUUCUGUCUGAGGAACAGAGGCAUGUGAUUAUAGGGUGGAUCAAAGUGAGAGUUGCACUAAAUGAAUUUAAAUGCCUUCUGAAAGCGCCUGCCUUUAGAAUCCAGCCUUCUGGAUCACUGGAAAAACCGAUCAUCCCUUCAACAGCGGUCCAUAUAUGUCCUGCCAGAAUGCCCUGGCUGAACGCUACGGUGUUGACAAUGAUGGGGCCUUUUCUAUCUCUACUGUCUUUAGAAGAAGCAAAGACCAUCCCUAAAGAAGAGCUAUGUGAGUUUUUCUGGACUUCAGAUUUCUCUCCAUCAUUUCAAAAUGUUAAUGGAAUACAGCCUGCCCUUGGCCGAACACUUUUUCAACGCUUGAAACAAGAGUGUUCCAGCGGCGACAAUUUCACUCAAAACCUGGACAGACUGGGCUCUCUGGCUUGUUUCUUUGAUGGUGCACAGUCUCUGAAUCUGAAUCUUAGCAGAAAACUGCUGUCUCAGAUUGAUGGCUGUAACAACCCUGAAAUAGGCAAGGUGAAAAGACAGCUAGUACAGAACAUUCUGGAGAAAGAUAGCAGUUCCUCCUCUCCUGAGAUUCUGCUCUCUCUGGGAUCCGCCGUGUCUGCCCUUCCUCUUUCCUGGCUGUCCAGGGUCUCCUCUGAGGACCUGAACAACAUUCUCACCAACUUGAGUCAGGCCAGUUGGAGCCCAGCUCAAGCUAAGACUCUGGCUAAUAAACUGUUGGAAGCUGCUACGAAUAUAAGUGGUGAGAAGUUGUUGUCUCUGGGUACGAUGGUGAGAGGGGUGGCCAGUUCCCUCCUCAAGAAUGUGAAGGCAGAAGGGCUGCUGGGAAAUCAAGCCCUGAACACUAUGAGUGAGAAGAUGUCCUCCCUACAAAGAACAGCACUACUGGAAGCGUUCCGUCGUGAUGUAAAUGCAUCUGAACUGGUGAAGGGGUUGCCAGAUUCUCUCCUCUCUUCUCUGUCCCUGUCCACGCUGGAGAAGGCAGACCUCAGCUCUGUGGAUCAGCUGCAGGGACGCGGCUGGACUCGUGCUCAAUCAGUUUUCCUUCUGAAGAAGAUUUUGGGUAAUAAGAUCAGCCUUGGUGAAUUACGGAAGCUGGAUCAGGCUGUUCAGGGUGUCACUUGUGAAAUGAUUGAAAAAAUCAAUCGAACUGAUGCUUUGGAAAUGGCAAAGACACUUAACAAUUCUUGCGCAUGGCUCUCCAGGGUUCAAAUUCGCUGUACUGCUCAAAAACUCUUUGCAAGUCUGGAGGAACAGAGACCAGGAUAUUUCAGUGACAUUAAAAACUCUGAGCUCCACGCCAUCCCAGCUGUGCUGCUCAUCCAUCUACCAGUGGAGAAGAUUCAAAACCUGUCCGAUGCUGUGUGUCCUGCUUUCAUGGAGAAGAUGAAUCAAGUCAACCUAUCCUCUCUGCCAAACAGCUCUCCAGCACGCAGUGCACUUACCAAAAGAGCCAUCAGCUGCCUGAAGAGGAACGCAUCUGAUCUAUCUGCGGCAGAGGUUUUGACUCUAGGCCCUCUGGUGUGUGAGUUAGACCCAGCCUGGAUUUCCUCUCUGAACCCCGUGGCUCUGAACUCCACCCUGCAGGCUCUCGCCUCCUGUCAGUAUAUCCAGCAACAGCACAGAGAGCAUCUGUUCAGACUGCUUACGACCACCUAUGGGGACACUACUUUAUGGUCAGAGGAAGAUAUGAGGGUGCUUGGGCCACUUUUGUUACUUAAUGACACUGCCAUUGAAAAGCUGCCACCCAAAAGCUGGGUAAAGUCAUAUCUGUCAGACCUGAUGGACAGUUUGCCCAGUCAGCCUGUGGUUCCUCCUCCAAAGGAGUUCCGCUCUUGGUUUGAUCUCUCUGCACUUCAUCGCAAACUUUUUGACCUCAAAACGAGUAGCCCACUACAAAACCGCAGGAAGCGUGAAGUGGUGUCCACUCCAAUAGAGCCCACGCUCCCAUAUAUUGAGGAUCUCAAACAGGGGAAUGUAUACUGGACUCCCACCCAGUUCAGUAAAAUGACUGUGCAGACUUUCAAAGAUGUUGUGCCAACAUUAGGAGAGAUAACCAACUACAGCACAGAACAACUGGCUGCACUCAGAGCAAAAACUCUGGAGGCAUGGGGGAGUGUGUCCAUGUUGAAUGAGUCCCAGAUUGCUGAUCUGGGCUGCAUCUGCCAGAGCUUCAGUGCUGAAGAGCUAGGCAACCUCAGCACUGCCUCACUGGACACUCUUGAGACUAUGACCACCUGCAACUUUACCCAGACACAGAGGACAGCAGUCUGGCAGGCCUUUGAAGGGGUGGCUGGAAUCAACGUGUCUAGAUUAGGACAGCUGGAGAUGGUGGGUCUGGGACAGUUUAUCUGUGGUCUACAACCUGUCCAGAUCGAUCAGCUCAAUCCCCUCAGCUUCAGGGAGUCAGUAGAGGUGGUGGGCCGUGCUCCUUGUCCUCUGAACAUUAGAGAGCAUCUGAAGGAAAAGGCAGUGGCUGCGUUUGGAAAAUCACACACCUGGACUGAAGCUCAAGUCAGCAUUAUGGGCAACAUUAUUGCUGGUUUAAGUGCUGUCGAGCUGGGAAGUCUAAAUUCAACCGUCCUGCCAUUCAUUCAGCCAUCCGCCAUCCCUCUCAUAUCCUCGGAUCGCUUAGCUGCACUGUCGGUCAGCCAGUUGAAGGCUUUGGGUCCUGACAAUGCUGCCGCAGUAACAGAGGCUCAGCUUUCAGGGCUGAGGGUCGAUCAAAAGGCUGCACUGGAUGAAGCUGUAGGACUGAAAACUGCACGUACUGAAGUGCCCACUGGAAACUCCACUGGAAUCUCCAGUUCAGGCUCUGGUGGAUCAGCCCCACUGCCACUAAAAGGAGGUGCAGCUGUAGAGAGCAUGGCAGGAUGUGUCCUCCUCAUGCAGGCCAUUGCACUGCUGUUGUUUGGAUACAUUCUCUAAGGAGCAGAAGAGUCAAAGGCCAUAGGAUGCCAUGUGUCUGAUGGCAGAUGCUGAUGUAUGAUCAACCAGCAAACCAGUAGAUUUAAGAAAUGUUAUAAUUGCUUUGUUUCGAAACUUCAGCAAGUCACUGAUUGCACAUUUAAACUUAGCGAUUAGACCAUAACCAAAGAUAGUACAAGAUGGUGAGAUGGUGGUUUGAUAAAAUUUGGGUCUAGCCCAUCUUUAACUUAUUAAAUGUAUUUUAGAGAGAAACUAUAUUUGAUAAUACUGCUAUUUAGGUAUUUUCAAAUGGACAUCUAUUAUUAUUCUA
This is a messenger RNA of Sinocyclocheilus rhinocerous, 3811 nucleotides long. Its product is annotated as otoancorin-like. The transcript is spliced from 27 exons. The record is from RefSeq and is a predicted model, not a curated record. Lineage: Eukaryota; Metazoa; Chordata; Actinopteri; Cypriniformes; Cyprinidae. Gene Ontology annotation, biological process: cell-matrix adhesion. The coding region runs from base 1 to 3501 and encodes 1166 amino acids. Gene Ontology annotation, cellular component: cell surface.